CCUCCAAAAAAAGCAACACCCAAUACUGCAACAAAUUGAAUUCUAUUUUCUCAAAAAAGUUAGAUCUAAAAACACAGUGUUUUAUUCUCUAAGGUGAAGCUAUGAAACUAAGAGAUGGAAGUGGAAUCACUCUCCUAGUAUUGCUAUUGUGCUUAACACGUCUCUCUCUGAAAACAGAAGCUGUGUGGAUGACAAUUCCCAGUUCAGGAACAAAGUGCGUGUCUGAGGAUAUCCAAACACACGUUGUCGUUUUAGCUGAUUAUUAUGUUGUUACUGAAGAAGGUCCUCAGCUUCAAACAAUUUCUGCAAAGGUAACGUCUCCAUAUGGAAACAAUCUUCACCAUAAUGAAAAUGUUACACAAGGGCAGUUUGCAUUUACGACAACCGAAAGUGGAAAUUAUGUUGCGUGCUUUUGGAUGGGUGGAAAUCAACAAGAAGGUGCAACUGCAAGUGUAAACCUUGAUUGGAAAACUGGAAUUGCAGCCAAGGAUUGGGAUUCUGUUGCAAAGAAAGAAAAGAUUGAGGGCGUUGAACUUGAACUCUUGAAGCUUGAAGGAAUAGUCGAUGCUAUCCACCAAUACCUAACUUACUUGAAGGACAAGGAAGCAAAUCUGAGGGAAGUGAGUGAAAAAACAAAUGCUAGAGUCGCAUGGUUUAGCAUCAUGUCUCUCGGUCUCUGCGUUUCUGUUUCCGCGUUGCAACUUUGGUAUCUAAAGAGCUAUUUUCGAAAGAAGAAACUCAUAUAGAUAUUGCUAUUUAUACGAGACUCCUCGACAACAUUAUUUUUCCUUUUUGAGAAUUUGGUUGAAGUAGGAGCACUCGCAUCGCAAUAGGUUUCCUUCCUAACAGAAUGCAUACGAAUUGAGUAGUGGAAUGUGUACUUCUUGUCAUUCUUCUUGAAUUUUCUCUAUGUUGUUUUGUUUUCAGUGUUUGUAGAAUCUCAUCCAUUUGUAUUACAUUAAACACGAGAUGCCUCGGCGAUUCGAUGGUUGAAUGUAAGUUAUUAAUCUUGAUAAUUGAAGGCACACAUAAAAAAAAUGAUUAAUUACAACUUUUGUUUUGGAA
This is a messenger RNA of Vicia villosa (hairy vetch), 1065 nucleotides long. RefSeq names its product transmembrane emp24 domain-containing protein p24delta3-like. Gene Ontology annotation, cellular component: endoplasmic reticulum; endoplasmic reticulum-Golgi intermediate compartment; Golgi apparatus. Bases 102 to 746 code for a protein of 214 amino acids. Gene Ontology annotation, biological process: endoplasmic reticulum to Golgi vesicle-mediated transport; Golgi organization; intracellular protein transport. The transcript has 4 exons. Lineage: Eukaryota; Viridiplantae; Streptophyta; Magnoliopsida; Fabales; Fabaceae. The record is from RefSeq and is a predicted model, not a curated record.